Molecule: messenger RNA, 3124 nt
Organism: Brassica oleracea var. oleracea
Lineage: Eukaryota; Viridiplantae; Streptophyta; Magnoliopsida; Brassicales; Brassicaceae
Product: myb-related protein 3R-1-like
Exons: 13
Coding region: 288-3059 (923 amino acids)
Biological process (GO): regulation of DNA-templated transcription
Cellular component (GO): nucleus
Molecular function (GO): DNA-binding transcription factor activity, RNA polymerase II-specific; RNA polymerase II cis-regulatory region sequence-specific DNA binding
Source: RefSeq, a predicted model, not a curated record
UUUGUGUGUUUGAUCUCAAACUUUGAAUUCCGCCUCUCCAUGUUUUGAAUACAUCACAUCUCUCUCUCCUCUUUAUUUUCAUCAUCAUCGUCACUUGGAUCUGCUGAGCUGUUACUGUGAGUCUUUGUUGCCUCGUGCCUACGUUCCCUGUAUUCUUGGAUUUGAUUCAUCCCCUGCUUCUUAAGGCUAUGUGGGCAUUGUGCGAAAAGCUUACUAGAGAUAUGUAAAAGACACAACAAAAGAAACUGGCUUUGGGGUAUAUUGUACUGUUGCUUCUCUUGCUAAGUAUGAAGCCUGAGAUGAAAGCCCCCAAUGUUACAGAAGGAGUGAAACAUGGGAGGACGUGUGGCCCUACAAGACGAUCCACCAAAGGACAAUGGACGCCCGAAGAGGACGAAGUCUUGUGCAAAGCUGUCGAGCGUUUUCAAGGAAAGAACUGGAAGAAGAUAGCUGAAUGUGUUAAGGACCGGACUGAUGUCCAGUGUCUUCACAGAUGGCAAAAGGUAUUGAACCCAGAGCUUGUGAAAGGGCCUUGGUCCAAAGAGGAGGAUAACACAAUAAUUGCUCUGGUAGAAAAAUAUGGUCCAACGAAAUGGUCUACUAUUUCUCAGCAUUUACCUGGACGCAUAGGAAAGCAAUGUAGGGAAAGGUGGCAUAACCAUCUUAACCCUGGCAUUAAUAAAAAUGCAUGGACCCAAGAAGAGGAACUUACUCUUAUUCGUGCACAUCAAAUUUAUGGGAAUAAAUGGGCAGAGCUAAUGAAGUUUUUGCCAGGAAGGUCAGACAAUGCAAUAAAAAACCACUGGAACAGUGCAGUUAAGAAGAAGUUGGAUUCCUACUACGCAUCAGGUCUUUUAGAUCAGUCUCAAAGCUCGCCACUCAUUGCCCUUCAGAAUAGAUCCAUCGCUUCAUCUUCCUCGUUGAUGCACAGCAGUGGAGAUGAAAGUAAUUUCAGGCAAGGGGCUGAUGCUGAAGAAUCAGAAUGCAGCCAAGCUUCAACCGUUUUCAGCUGCUCACAGUCGAACAAUGAUUUGCUAGACGAGGUUAAACCUCCAAAUGAAGAAGAGUUCUACAUUCCUGAAUUGCUUUCAGGAUUGGAGCAGCAAGUCUCAAACUCUCCAUCUCAUGCAGAAUCUUACUGCCCUUCAUUUGAAGAUGUUAAAAUUGUUGUCCCAGAGGUUAGAACCACCACAGCUACAGAGAAUCACUUGCAGGGCGUGUCUAAUAACGUUAGACAGGAUCUCGAUCUAGACUGUCCUCAGUUAUUGACCAAUAACAUGGACGGAGAUGAAAAUAAUGAAGCAUGCCAAGCUAUUCAAGAUUCUGUCAGAUUAAGUUAUCAACCUUCUUUGCCAAACUUGGACACAAGUCUUCAUCCACAACCUCAAACUUUGACUACGGACGUGGAGUGCUGUAGGGUUCUUUUCCCAUAUGCCAUGAAAGAUAAUGGUACAUCUUCUGUUGAGCAAGGUCAGAACAUGGUUGACCCUCCAAAGGGCAAAGGAGAAGAAACACAUGCUCAUGAAACUGGAAACAUUCCAGCUUUAUCUUGGCAUCAAUCAAAUUCUGAGAGCCUGGAGGGUCAUAAUGGUGUUACUUUAUUAUAUUCAGCUGUGGAGGACUCAGUUUUACUCCAUAAUGAUUCUACUCAAGGUUGUCACCUCCUUGGAGCUACUGCACUAGAACGUGAAACUGAUACAAAUGAUGGACAUCUAGCUUCCCAUGGCAAUGAUGAUAAUGAUGGCAUCCCAGAAUCAUAUAUUACCAAUGAUUCUUUGAAGCUAGUACCUCUGAAUAACUUUGCUUCUCCUUCUAGAGUGAACAAGAUUCAUUUCCCUAUUGACGAGAAGCAAGCUGAGAAGGACAAAGGAUCUCUUUGUUAUGAGCCUCCACGGUUUCCAAGUGCAGAUAUUCCUUUCUUCAGCUGUGAUCUUGUACCAUCAAAUAGUGACUUAAGGCAAGAGUACAGUCCCUUUGGUAUCCGCCAGUUGAUGAAUUGUACAACUCCGUUAAGGCUAUGGGAUUCACCGUGUCGUCAUGAUAAGAGCCCUGAUGUCAAAAGUUUCAGUGGUGCACCAUCCAUCUUAAGGAAGCGGCGUGGGGACUUGCUGCUGUCACCUAUGCUUGAUAGGAGAAAAGAAAAAAUGGUGAAAAGUGCUAAGGCUUCCUCCUUGGCUUUAGAUUUUUCAAGAUUAGAUGAUUGCAAUAAAAAUAAACGUGCCUCCUCUUCCGAAGCCAAAGAGGAUCCAAAGGAAACCUUGGAGUCAGGAGGAGUGUCUUCAGCUAAAAUUGACCAAGAAACUCGUAGGAGUUUGGUUUAUUAUAAUGAUGUUGGAAUGCAAGUGAGCUCUCCUGAUAAAGCUGGAUCUAGACUGGAUAACAAAGUGAAUACAGUGGCGAAAGAUCCAUCGGACCAACACGAAAGGUCAUUAGCUAAUAUUCCAACUGGAGAAAUCUCGUCAGAACCUCCAUUCACAGCAGACGAGAUUCCUUUAUCAGUAAUCUCAGGAAUUAAAACCAACACUGCAGAGAGUAGUGUUGAUAUUGAAAGCUUUAGCAUAUUUGAUGGAACUCCGUUCAAAAAACUCCUUGAUACCCCAUCACCAUGGAAGUCAGCACCAUGGAAAUCACCUUUACUCUUUGGUUCUUUCUUGCAAAGCCAAAAUUUGGAUCCAGAUAUUACACUUGAGGAUAUUGGAUGCUUUAUGAGUCCUGGAGAGAGAAGUUAUGAUGCCAUAGGACUGAUGAAACACUUGAGUGAACACACAGCUACGGCAUAUGCAGAUGCUUUGGAAGUCUUGGGUAAUGACACACCUGAAACAAUACUCAAGAAGAGACGGCUGAACAAAUCUAUUCAAGGGAAAGAAAAUCAGCACUGGCCUCAGGAUCAACUGGAAAACCGAUCCCAGGUGGAGGGUCGUGCCUUGGACUUCAGUAACUGUGGGACACCGGGGAAAGCAAAGGUAUCAUCUGCUUCUCCAGGCAGCUACUCGAGCCCAUCAUCUUACCUUUUGAAGAGUUGCAGAUCUUUCAACUCUGGACAUAAAACAAUUGAUUAAAUGGCGAAAAAAGUUACUUGUUAUCUCAAGAAAUCAACUUAUAAAUUUCCAUGAAUAUGUUUUGA